GGGGCGGGGAGGGAGCAGAGCGGGGAGUCCCCUGCGGAGGGCGGAGGUCCUGGCGGGAGCGCGGACAGCGGCUUUCCUGGAAGGGGCGAGAACGUCCCGGGGCGGGGACGGUCGCUCGGUCCCGGCAGGCGAAGCGCCGGGCUUUCUUCGCUUGGUUGUGGGGAAGCACUUCGGGGCCUCGGAACAGGGAGAGACGUCGGGGGGCGGAUGCGGGAGCAUCGAGUAAAGGGCUGCGGAGAGCGGGCUUUAGCCGGGAUGAGUGGGCCCUUCUCCACGGAGGGAGGAACCCUGUGCAGGAGGCGGGGCCCGACGCCAGUAAAAUCAGAGAGACCGCGUUAAAAUAGCUUUGCCUGGGGCACCUGCGGCUCUGGCUGUGGGGUUGUGAGUUAGAGCCCCACGCUGGGCGUCGAGGUGACUUCAGCACGUAAAGUGCUGUCCGCUGCCCUGACGUCGCGCUCCCGGCCUGUUGAUGCAGUGCUGAGUGUAUUGCUUUGGCCGGCCCCUCGGAGGGAUGAAGGGCGAGAUGGGACGUGUUUGAGAAUCGCAAGUGUGGACUGAGCUGAGUCUGUCCAUUUGUGGGGCUUCAUUAGGGUUGGGGGGGGGUCCUGCACUCACAAAAUCCAGGAUUGGUAGAAACAGGCGAGGCAAGGGUUUCAGAAUCUCACCGUACAUAUUAGGGAUUCUUCCCAUUGAAGAGUUGGUCCCGUUGAACAGUGAAAAUAUUCUGGUCUCCCAGAAGAAGAAAGUCAUGCCAAUGUAAACAGUAGGUUAGGUGGGAUGGGAGAGUGUAGGUUCCACCCUCGGUGUCCAGCCUGUGUGUGGGAUUUUUUCCAGGCAAAAUAACCACGCAAAGUAAGCGAAGAUGUCCGUGGAUCCAAUGACCUACGAGGCCCAGUUCUUUGGCUUCACGCCACAAACCUGCAUGCUGAGGAUCUACAUCGCAUUUCAAGACUACUUGUUUGAAGUGAUGCAGGCCGUCGAGCAGGUUAUCCUGAAGAAGCUGGAUGAUAUCCCGGGCUGUGAGAUUAGCCCCGUCCAGAUUCGUAAAUGCACAGAGAAGUUUCUUGGCUUCAUGAAAGGACGUUUCGAUAACCUUUUUGGCAAAAUGGAGCAGCUGUUUUUACAGCUGAUCCUGCGUAUUCCCCCAAACAUCUUGCUUCCAGAAGAUAAGCCUCAGGAGAUGCAUCCCUGUACCGAGGAAGAAUUCCAUCUUCUCCAGAAAGAAAUCGAACAGCUACAAGAGAAGUAUAAGACUGAAUUAUGCACUAAGCAGGCCCUUCUCGCAGAAUUAGAGGAACAAAAAAUUGUUCAGGCCAAACUUAAGCAGACAUUGGCUUUGUUUGAUGAGCUUGAAAAUGCCGGCAGAGAUCAUGGGACUAGUGAUUUUAGGGAGAGCUUGGUGUUCCUGGUCCAGAACUCCAGAAAACUCCGGACUAUUAGGGACAGUGUGGAACGGGAAGGCAAAAGAAUGAAAAUAUCUUAAUUUCUAAGUAGUAACAGGAGCUCUUUAGGAAGUAGAAUAGUAAGGAUGUAUAUCAGUGGUGUUCUAGUGAACUGCACGUCUUACGGGAUUUCCUUUGUUUGCUCUUUCCUGUACUCCACACCUCCCUGUGUCUUGGUCCACUCUGCUGAGAUAGCUCUGCACCACCCUGGACUAAUCUCUGGAGCAUCUGUUCCCUAGAGACCUCUCGUCAGCGGGAAAGGAUUCCUGGUCCAGUAACAGUAUCCUGGGGGCCGUGACUGAAGAGGCUGGGCUCUCCCUGGCCGGUCAGAGAUGUUUGUAAAGCUGUUCCUUGGUCCUCUGUAACUUGGUCCUUUCGACUUAUUCUUUGGAUGCAAUCAAAUGAGAAAAAGGUGCAGUGGGUGGCUUCGUUAUGAACCAGCCUCUGCCCCACGAGACCGAAGCCAGCUCUGCCUGCCUGCUCUCGUCCACUAGCGUGUCUUGCGCGGGGACGUCAGCCGAGGGAAAGAAGCAAGCAGAACGACACCCGUGAUCUUCGGGAAAGAGCAAACAAGUUGUUUUCGUUCCUAAACUAGAACCUUUUUGUGACGGUGGCCUCAGUAACGUGGAGCAGUCUGCCGUCUGUCUGGGAGCCCAGCAGGGCAAGACCGUGGGCAGAGAAGAGGCAGAUCUCACUGGGGCAGAAAGGGAAGCCCGAAACAGAGCCAAGAGCAGAGUUGAUGAACUGACUGUUAGGCAUUUAUAUCAUUUUUUUCAUACUUAAGUUAGUUUUGGAAUCUGCCCUGUACCUAAUAUUUUUAAAAUUAUUUAUUCAUACUCCUAAGCAUCAAAUAUUUAGUACCCACAGUGGGGAAAUUUUAGCUGUCUUGUGCUUAAAUUUAGUGGAGUCUAAUAUUUGUUUUCCGAAAUUAAUCCAUGUGACGUGUUGUGUCACCCAGAAAAAGAGCAUGAAUAGCAGUUGGUGCUCUUAGGGCGUUUCUCUCCGUGUCUUCCUUAAAGAACAGGAUUUGGAGUUUCUCCUUUAGAAGAGUAACUUGGGACAUUAAUGUUUGCAAUUAAAUAUUCAUAGAUUU
Zalophus californianus (California sea lion) is the source of this 2535-nucleotide messenger RNA. It is a transcript of the gene MIS12, whose product is annotated as MIS12 kinetochore complex component. Bases 863 to 1483 code for a protein of 206 amino acids. Gene Ontology annotation, biological process: mitotic cell cycle; kinetochore assembly; mitotic sister chromatid segregation. NCBI's taxonomy places the organism in Eukaryota, Metazoa, Chordata, Mammalia, Carnivora, Otariidae. The transcript is spliced from 2 exons. Gene Ontology annotation, cellular component: nucleus; chromosome, centromeric region. The record is from RefSeq and is a predicted model, not a curated record.